GGAGCGACCGAGAGUGCAAUCGUCGACGACAUCAGUGGCACGCGUUGGCGUCGGCCGUCCGUAGUGGAUGCGGUCCCCGUCUCCAUUGCCGGGAGGUUGCGUUGGGGGGCAAUGUGCGUCUGAGUGCGGGCCGACAGAUGAGGACUUCGCAUGCGGGGGUGCCGAAGCAGAUGGGAGGCGCGUGUGGAAGGAACAAAAGCAGGAGAUGCAUCGACGGCAAGAGGAGUCGAUAACCGAGGGGGUGCAGCGAUUGCGUGUGGGGGAGCGGGACGUGGAGGCAGACAGGGCAGUCGGGGAGGCGACGACUACAACGACGGCGACGAAGGCGAGUACGAAGCAUAGGACGAUGAGUCGGGGGAUGUGUUUCCGUUGCAGAAGGCGAGCAUGGGUGGUCGGGCCGGUAAGAGCAGGGCUUCCUCGUCGACAGCCAGGCGUGGAAAGAAGGCGGUGGGUGGUGGUGGCGAGGCCGAAGGCGACGGGGAGGGGGAGGGUGGCCGAAACUUCUGGUCGGUGGAGCACAUGGUCACCCUCAUCAGGGUUCACUCGGAUGAAGGGGAGGGAAUGGAAGUGGGCGGACGUUCACGAGAGGUUGUUGAAGGUCGGCGUGGACAGGCCGGCAGACAAAUACGGGAAGAAGUGGGAUAAUUUGAUGCAGCAGUUCAAGAAGGUGCAUUGCUUCCAGGGCGAGUCUGGGAAGGAGGACUUCUUCCAACUGCCCGCGAAGGAGAGGCUGGCGAGGGGGUUCAAUUUCAACAUGGAUCGGGCCGUCUAUGAAGAGAUCAGGGGAUCGACCUCAAGGAGUCAUACAAUACACCCGCAGAAUGUCGCAGACACCGGCCGAGCAGGAGGUGUGCAACUUCCACCCGGGUCUUCUGGCGCUCCUGAAUCUGUCGGCGAUGGGGAUGCGGGUGGCGAUGGCAAAGACGAAGAUGAUAGCUCGACGAGGGGUUGUUCUCAGACCACGGGAAGCCCUGGCGGUGUCCGGGAAAGGAAGAACAUGAGGCAGCAGACUCUCGAAGCCCUCACCGAGUGUAUGGAGAAGCACGGGACGCUGAUGGCGUCGACCAUGAAGAGCGCUAGCAAGAGGCAGUGCUCCAUCCAAAUUCGGCAGUGCGAAGCUAUGGAAGCGGAGCUGGAGGUGCAGAAGAAACACUACGCGGCAUCGGAUGAAGUGAGCAAGAUGAUGUGUCACGCGCUGAUGGAGAUAGCGAAGGCCAUACGAGAUCGGUAGACGCCGUGGUCAGGAAGAGACUGCCCAGGCGAAGGCGUCGACGUUUGUCCUGUUUUCCAGGCGGCAUGCCAGGAAUGUUGAGUGCCCCCUCCGUAGUUCGUCGUCUAUGCUAGCUUUGUGCCCGGUUACGGUGUGAGGAAACCCGGGGAGGGGCGCCCACUUGUCGCUGAAGCCAAGGGCAACAGCGCCUGUCACUCGCCGUGCCCGCUUCCGAGGUCCUCAGCGACCAGCAGGAAAGCCUUUUGUGUGUUGUCUGUCACCCGUCUUGUUUUAAUCAAAUUACAUUGUUUAG
Molecule: messenger RNA, 1523 nt
Organism: Chara braunii
Lineage: Eukaryota; Viridiplantae; Streptophyta; Charophyceae; Charales; Characeae
Source: the annotation of a GenBank genome assembly